UUGGAUGUGUGACUUCACAGGAGAGUUUGUUGUCUUGGUGACACUACGGCCCCUGUUUUGUCCUUUCACACUACUGCAGUCAGUAGUGUUGUCUGUCUUUCCGCCUUGCAUGUGGUGGUGGACAAACCCACCACUGCUCGACGCCUCUCGCUCAGUGUGAGUCUGUGAUGUGUGUAACUGUCAUGUAUCACGACCGUGAUAGCAUCAGCUUCACACCGACACUCAGACACUCCAUUCAAUCAAUGCACCAUGGUUCGUCCGUCCACACGUGUCUCCAAGCAGAUACUGCAGCUGGCUCAUAUCUCAUCCCUUCAUCGCCCACACCACCCAGCCGCCGCCGCCGCUCGUCACCGGCUGAUCAUGGCAAUCACUCUUCGCCCUUGGAGAAGAUCCAGGCCCACCUCGCCUGAACCACCGACCACACACACGCACAGACGCACGAUAUCGAUGCCUGCCUGACGCCUUCCUUGCUUGCUUCCGUGUUUCUCUCACCCGUUCGUCGAUUCUGACUUUGCCCUCGUCCUGCAGGCUCUCCAGACACGCAAGGAUCUCUCGGUCGCGCAGGUUGGUCGCCUCACGCUUCCUGUUGACCAGAUACCUCACGUCAACGAGCUUGAGAGGCACACCACGGGCAACAUCCCGCAUGGUCUCUGCGAUUCUCUCACGGCGCGCUUCCAUGGUGCUUGCUGACGGUGGACAAGCCAAGCAGCUUGGUUGGCCAGAGAGAGCGGUCCCACCUUGAGAGCUUC
This is a messenger RNA of Vitrella brassicaformis, 749 nucleotides long. The record is from the annotation of a GenBank genome assembly. NCBI's taxonomy places the organism in Eukaryota, Vitrellaceae.